UCCAACCUCACAAAAAAAAAAAAUUUUACCAAAAUUUUCUCUUCAAUCUCUAAAUACUUUCUCUUUAUUUUCCACCCGAAAUUAAUAUUUUUAACAACAUAAUAAAGGAGCGAGAAUUUUUUCAUAAGAAAAUCGAUUGGCAACAGUGCGACUUAACCUGUCAGAGGAGCGACUCGUCAGUGUCGACGAGUGUCGACUAAUUAGUAAUUUCGCGUGAUUUUGCUGCCUGAAAAAUUGGGAGGGUCAAGGAAAAAAUUCGACACCGUUUUCCGUCGAACCUUUUUUUUUCGUCCGCGAGUUUCCAACUGGAUUUAGCUUGUGAUGCGGUGGUGAAAGUCCACAGAUUGAGGAGGAAUUGCAGUAGAAAUUGGAAAUAAUUGGGUGGCCGUCUUGACAAAAGCGAAAGUGAAAUGUCGGGACAUAGGGGCGGAGGUGGUGGUAGCCACCAGGGUGGCCCUCCAGGUCUGAAACAAAUCGACCUGGACCAAAUCUGGGGGGAUCUACGAGAAGGCAUCGAGCAAGUCUACAAUCGACAGUGCAUGUCGAAGCCCAGAUAUAUUGAGCUUUACACUCACGUUUACAAUUAUUGCACCAGUGUUCAUCAACAGUUAACCAGGACCUGCAACAAGAGCAAAAAGGGCCAAAUGUCCGGCGGGGCGCAACUCGUUGGCCUCGAACUCUACAAACGGUUACGGGAAUUCCUCCGCAAUUAUCUCAUUAAUUUACUUAAGCAUGGAGUGGAUCUAAUGGACGAAGACGUACUGCAAUUUUAUACGAGGCAGUGGGAAGAAUAUCAAUUUAGUAGUAAAGUUUUGAAUGGAGUUUGUGCGUACCUAAAUCGACAUUGGGUUCGACGAGAAUGCGAAGAGGGACGCAAAGGGAUUUACGAAAUUUAUCAACUCGCUCUAGUCACGUGGCGUGACAAUCUCUUCAAACACCUCAAUCGACAGGUGACAAAUGCCGUUCUGAAAUUGAUAGAGCGUGAACGAAAUGGAGAGACAAUCAAUACGCGACUGGUGAGUGGCGUGAUAAAUUGCUACGUUGAGUUGGGCCUGAAUGAGGAGGAUCCCGGGGCCAAGGGGCAGAAUCUCUCCGUGUACAAGGACUCGUUCGAGAACCUCUUCCUCGAGGACACGGAGCGAUUCUAUACCCGCGAGAGCUCGGAAUUCCUGCGUCAGAAUCCGGUGACGGAGUACAUGAAGAAGGCGGAGCAGAGGCUGCUCGAGGAGGAGAAGCGAGUGCAGGUGUACCUGCACCAGACGACGCAGGAUCGGCUGGCAAAGACCUGCGAGCGAGUCCUCAUUGAGAAGCAUCUCGAUAUUUUUCACGCCGAGUUUCAGAAUUUGCUUGACGCGGACAAGAACACGGAUCUGGGCAGGAUGUACCAGCUGGUCGCGAGGAUACCGAAUGGCCUUGGCGAGUUGCGCAAUCUGCUCGAGAGUCACAUUGCCAAUCAGGGAUUGGCGGCGAUCGACAAAUGCGGCGACACGGCCGGAAAUGAUCCGAAGAUGUACGUCAAUACGAUUUUGAUAGUCCACAAGAAGUACAACGCUCUAGUUUUGGACGCGUUCAACAACGACAGUGGAUUCGUGGCUGCGCUCGACAAAGCCUGCGGCCGAUUCAUCAACAGUAAUUCCGUGACAAGAGCGGCCAACAGCAGCAGCAAGUCGCCCGAAUUACUCGCCAAAUACUGCGAUGUACUUUUAAAGAAAAGCAGUAAAAAUCCCGAGGAGGCAGAACUCGAGGAUACCCUCAAUCAAGUCAUGGUAGUCUUUAAAUAUAUAGAGGAUAAAGACGUGUUCCAGAAGUUUUACAGCAAAAUGCUCGCGAAGCGCUUGGUUCAGCACAUGUCUGCGAGCGAUGACGCCGAGGCCUCGAUGAUCUCGAAAUUGAAGCAGGCCUGUGGCUUUGAGUACACCUCGAAAUUGCAGCGCAUGUUCCAGGACAUUGGAGUCUCGAAAGACUUGAAUGAACAGUUCCGCAGACACUUGACGAAUUCGGCUGAGCCGCUCGAUAUCGACUUCAGCAUUCAAGUUCUCUCAUCAGGCUCCUGGCCCUUUCAGCAGUCAUUCGCCUUCUCCCUGCCAACCGAGUUGGAAAGGUCUGUACAUAGGUUCACAACUUUCUACAGCUCUCAGCACAGUGGCAGAAAGUUGAACUGGCUUUACAAUAUGUCGAAGGGGGAAUUACACACAAAUUGCUUUAAGAAUAGGUAUACACUGCAAGCCUCCACUUUCCAAAUGGCGGUACUAUUGCAGUAUAAUGUUUCGACUUCCUGGACAAUACAGCAACUCCACGAGUCCACGCAAAUUAAGAUGGACUACUUGAUUCAGGUGAUGCAGAUUCUCUUGAAAGCAAAAUUGCUAAUCUCGACCACCGAGGACGAAGCCGAACUCUCGCCAGCAACCUCCGCCGAACUUUUCACGGGUUACAAGAACAAAAAACUGAGGGUAAACAUCAAUAUCCCGAUGAAAACGGAACUGAAAGUGGAGCAGGAGACUACACACAAGCAUAUUGAGGAGGACAGAAAAUUAUUAAUUCAAGCGGCGAUAGUGAGAAUAAUGAAAAUGAGAAAGGUGCUCAAGCAUCAGCAGCUCGUAGCUGAAGUUUUGAAUCAAUUAAGUACCAGGUUCAAGCCAAGAGUACACGUAAUUAAGAAAUGUAUAGAUAUUUUAAUAGAAAAGGAGUAUCUGGAGCGGACGGAAGGUCAGAAGGACACGUACAGUUACCUCGCAUGAUCUGUCGAUGAUAAUAAUAAUAAUAAUAAUCAUCAUCGUCAUCAUCAGAAAAAAGUGUUGACGUACGUGAAAAGACGACUCUAUUUUACCAUUGUUCAACAACAACAAAAACAACAACAAUUGUCCCAAUAUUUAUUUACUACGUCGACGGCAAACGUUUCUGCGUCUCAAUACUCGCAGCCAUCUCAUUGCGCUUCUUCUUCCUCUUCUUCUUCUUCUCCAUCUUCUUCUUAUUCUUCUUCUUCCUAUUCCUCUCUCGUCGCAUUUAGAAGAUUCAUUCUGGUUUUUAUAAUACGUUAAUAAAAUUAUUUCAUAGUGAUUUUCCUCCUCGCUAGGCCUCCUCCUCCUUCCAGCUCGAAUUUUACCCGGUUUUUUUUUUGGUUCGUUUCUUUUUGACUAUACAAAAAAAAAAAGGGAAAAAAUUGAACGUUGAGCCGCCC
Molecule: messenger RNA, 3178 nt
Organism: Belonocnema kinseyi
Lineage: Eukaryota; Metazoa; Arthropoda; Insecta; Hymenoptera; Cynipidae
Gene: Cul1
Product: cullin-1
Exons: 10
Coding region: 411-2738 (775 amino acids)
Biological process (GO): protein ubiquitination; SCF-dependent proteasomal ubiquitin-dependent protein catabolic process
Cellular component (GO): SCF ubiquitin ligase complex
Molecular function (GO): ubiquitin protein ligase binding
Source: RefSeq, a predicted model, not a curated record